Molecule: messenger RNA, 166 nt
Organism: Mesorhabditis spiculigera
Lineage: Eukaryota; Metazoa; Nematoda; Chromadorea; Rhabditida; Rhabditidae
Source: the annotation of a GenBank genome assembly
CGCUCCCCUUUCCCCCUACCUUUACCAAGAACAUCCCUACGUCCGUAGCCAAGAUUCACGCAUUGUCGGCUCGAAUUUCGUCCAAGUCACCACCCGCCCAAAAGACCGAUUCCUCGAGAAAAUCGACCGAACCCUGGCCGAAGUGCGUGCGAUGCCCAGAUUUGGC